UUUCAGAUCAGAAUCAUCAGUGUACAUCAGGUAUAAAAAAUAUACCUGGAAAGUAAUCACCUGACAGAUGUGGACCUCUUGGAAUGUAUCAGGAAAGGAAGUGACAGAUUACUUCACAUCAGGAGAAUGUGGAGUCCAAAACACUGUCAACAUUUAGUAAGGGAAUGUAACCAUGGAAUAUAUACUACCAGGAAUGUGCAAAUCUUAAAUUCAAAUUACUUAUUGGUUGACUCGAGAAAAGUGUUUAUGUGAAGCAUAAGACCAAAAUCGUCCAAACAACCCAAAGAAAAGAGUUCUUCUAGAAAGAUAUCGAAAACCAGACGAUUGGAUCUUCACAGAUAUGUUGUUUAGCUAAACGUGUGUCUGCUUAAUCGUUAUUGGAGGACUUGGCCAAUAUUUAAUAAACAGGUGUCUUCACAUUAAAUUGACGUCACAGUAUUUGAAGAUCGGCGCUUUGUCUCGCAUACAAGACACAAGGUAGCCCUGAACGGACUAGUGUGACUGCACGACAAGUGUUAUACGAACUUAUGGCUUCAAACCUGUGGUAGUCACAUCGUAACAUUUCACUACACAACUUCGCGUCAUUCACAACAAUGGCGGGUCAUCUAGGACGCUUGGUGUUGGUACUUUACGUGACAACAUUGUGUUAUUUGAUGGUGAGCGCUGAACAGAAGUUACAGUGCCAGGAUGUCACCAUACCGAUGUGUCGUGGAAUAGGUUACAACUUUACGUACAUGCCGAACCAGUUCAAUCACGAGACCCAGGAAGAAGCUGGACUGGAGGUUCAUCAGUUUUAUCCUUUGGUAGAGAUAAAAUGUUCGCCGGACCUCCGAUUGUUUCUGUGUAGUAUGUAUGCACCUAUCUGUAUGGAAGGAUACAACAAUCAUCUCCCCGCAUGUCGCCCCGUGUGUGAACGAGCACGUGCUGGAUGUGCACCCCUGAUGGCCCAGUACGGAUUUCAGUGGCCGGAGCGUAUGAAUUGUGAUAACCUUCCGUUGUCUGGACUAUGUGUGGAUGCUAACGCAACUGAUAGUUCAACAGCAUCUCCGCGUCCACAACCUACACCUCCCCAUGGCGACCGUCGUCCUCCCGAUAAAAAAUACAUCCCGGAUAUACCACCACAGAAACCUAACAAACCUCGGAUACCCACAACAGUAAAAAAGGACGUAUAUCCGGAGUGUUGUCAGUGUAAAAUGGUGCGUCUGGAGCAGUCGAGUGGAUUUUAUAACGAGAUAGUGACCGGAGGACUGGACAACUGUGCCCUUAACUGUACCAGUCCGUACUUUUCAUCCGACGAGAUGACAUUCGCCUCGUUUUGGAUAGGUUUGUGGUCCAUCCUGUGUUGUAUCUCUACUGCUAUGACGGUGCUGACAUUUUUUGUGGAUAUGCAAAGAUUUAAGUAUCCAGAGCGUCCUAUCGUCUUCCUUAGCGCGUGCUACUUCAUGGUCAGCUGCGGCUACAUCAUUCGCCUAAUCGUUGGUCACGCGGCCGUCGCGUGCGAUGGAAAGAUGAUUCGUUACGAGACUACUGGUCCAGCACUUUGUACGGUUGUAUUUCUUCUUCUUUACUUCUUCGGGAUGGCGUCUUCCAUCUGGUGGGUGAUUUUGUCAUUUACAUGGUUCUUGUCUGCUGGGUUGAAGUGGGGACAGGAAGCUAUCGCCAGCUACUCCCAGUAUUUUCACGUGGCUGCCUGGCUCAUCCCUUCAGUAAUGAGCAUUGCCGUUCUGUUCAAGUCUUCCGUGGAUGGUGACCCAAUCGCCGGAGUAUGUUACGUAGGCAACCAGAACAUAGACAACCUCAGGGGAUUUGUUCUUGCUCCACUUUUUAUAUUUCUCAUCCUCGGCACUUCGUUCUUGAUGGCCGGAUUCGUGUCGUUAUUCCGGAUCCGGAGUGUGAUUAAGGCUCAGGGACGUGGGAAGACAGACAAGCUGGAGCGGUUGAUGAUUCGUAUAGGUGUGUUUUCUGUACUGUACACAGUUCCAGCUACCAUUGUGAUUGCGUGCUAUUUCUAUGAACAACAUCUCAAAGAACGAUGGGAGAAAUCUUUGGUGUGUCCGUGUUAUCAAGGUGCUAUUAAACCAGAAUAUUCUGUAUUUAUGUUGAAAUACUUCAUGUGCUUAGUUGUGGGAAUUACUUCCGGUUUCUGGAUUUGGACCGGAAAGACAGUAGAUUCCUGGAAACGUUUUUUCCAUCGGACUGCUUGUUGUUGUGAUAGAGACACUUCCGGGUAUAGCUCUCGAAUAUCGAAAUCUACGAACUCCAGUUACCCUGGUGUGAAAGCUCUCCCUCUUAGUCAGGUGUGACACAGUUCCCAUAGAAUGACUACUGAUUAAAAGCCAAAUAUUAUAUAAGUUAUAUGUGUAAACACAUGUAUCGUCUCUCGAGAUUAUCCAUAUCUAUUUGACCUAAAGAGGAAAAAAAAAUCUCUCUAAUUAGAGAUUUCUCGAUUAGCAUUAUCAAAACGCUAGCUAGUUGAUACAGAAAAAAUAUUCAAUGUUCGAUUAAGUUUUUUCUUUGUUUUGAGCAUAUAGGUCGGAUAAUCUCGUGGAAAUGUUGCUAGUUCCUGUUGUGUAACGUUUUAAGGCUGUUGAAUUGAGCGUUCAGUUAGUAGAUUGAACAGAACAAAAAUAUUUUUUUGAACAUAAAUGACAUGAAAAAAUAUUUUUUAUUGAUAUAAAACACAUUGAAACAAAUUCAAUCUAGUUGAAUUGCUUCUUAGUUGGAAAUUCGGCGGAGAACAAUGUUUAAAGAGAAGUGUUAUCCGAAUUUGCUGUUACAAUAUUAAGUUAACCAAUCGUUUGCAGUCGUAUAACAUUGUUAGGUAUUGAUGGUACCUACGUGUGAAAAAGUGCCCAUUUAUAACUGAAGUUGGCAAUGGGAAUCUUUAGUGCAAUAUUACAAUACAAAGUGUCCAGACAAGAGAUUGAUCAAUAUUGACUUACACAAAUCUUGUGUUCCUACCUGUAUGUUCCUCAAUCGUUUUUUUUUAUUUACAGUGAAAAUUAUUGAUUUUUUUUUCUUUUUAUAAAUGUACCUCAAAAGAAGGGAGCCAAUCAGUAGUGAUACGAACCAGUACUACGGCGUUUUGUCGGCUAAUUAUUGGUGGAGUGUUCUCCGUACAACACCAAACUUGGUCAACAAACUGGCAUCGCUUAUAUCUCAAGUGUUUAAUGCAUGUAAGCAAUGACUUUUAUAAAAUUUGGCAACUAAGGAAAGAGUGUAAGUAUACAUUUAAAAUUGUCACAACGCGAUAGUGGAUUAUAAGUAUUUUUUAUUUUGUGUGUUAAAACAUCGAUCUCUUACAAUUGCACGCAAAAAAAAUUUCCAAUUAUGCAAAGAAAAAUAAACAUGAUUAUUUGGAACGGGAAAAAAUACCCUUGUGAAAAUGAACGUUUUUUUCUUUUUUUUUUAUUCUUUUAUCUGUUGCCCGUAUUUUCUAACAGAACCACGUUUGAUUUAAAUGUUUGAUUUAAAUAUAUAUAUAUAUCACAUUUGAGAAUGAUAAUGUUACAUUGCCAUUUUGACAUAAGUAAUGUCAUAAAUUAUUAAUAUUUUUUGUGAGAAGCAAGAAAGUGCAUAGGGUUAAUUUUGCACGUGGUAAAGUCUAGCUUAUGUUGAUAAAAUGAUAUUAUUUACUGUAUAGUAAUGUUGAAAUGUACUAAUUGUUAUCUCCGAAUAUAGGGUAAAAUACGGAUGUUUUUUGACAGGAAAGAGAAUGAAUUAAUUCUUUCCGUAAAAUGAGAAAAACAGAUUUCUCCCGUCCUCUCUCCGACAAAAAAUAGUGUAUUGUUUACCAUACUGCCUCCGGCCGGAAGUGUGUGUCUGCGGAUGCAGGGAUCAUUAAUUAUUUUGGAAUUCUGUCAUGAAAUUGACAAAUAUUAGCCUGUAGGUGUUGUUCUUUUGUCAAUUACGUGACAGGAAACAUGAUGAGAAGAGCUGGCUGACACUCGCUACCAUUCAGUAUUAUCCUACGCCCAAAUCGGGGCUGUUGUCCUUUAACCCCUUAGAUACAAUUAACCAAUGGUCGCCUCCUUAUGUCUCUUGCGUCCCGGGAAAACAAAUUACAUCCAGUAUUUCUGCUAUAUUUUGACAAAGAUGAGUUGUUGCCUUCUGUAUCAUACGAAUUAAUUAAUGAUCCCUAUCUUGCGCAUGUGUACGAGAUAAUUUUUGUUGUUGUAUAUGCCAUAUUUAUUUAUAAGACACAAACUAUGUACAUACAUUCAUUGACACCCAAAGAUCGCCAUUUUGAUAGGAACUAUAAUUUUUGCCGUGUUAUCAUUACGUUGUUGUACUUAAGUUGUAACUUUUGGUUAUGUGUAUUCAAAUCAAGCGAU
This is a messenger RNA of Ylistrum balloti, 4334 nucleotides long. Its product is annotated as frizzled-5-like. Gene Ontology annotation, biological process: canonical Wnt signaling pathway; non-canonical Wnt signaling pathway. The transcript has 5 exons. Gene Ontology annotation, molecular function: Wnt receptor activity; Wnt-protein binding. The coding region runs from base 594 to 2303 and encodes 569 amino acids. Gene Ontology annotation, cellular component: plasma membrane. Lineage: Eukaryota; Metazoa; Mollusca; Bivalvia; Pectinida; Pectinidae. The record is from RefSeq and is a predicted model, not a curated record.